Molecule: messenger RNA, 303 nt
Organism: Acanthamoeba castellanii str. Neff
Lineage: Eukaryota; Discosea; Longamoebia; Acanthamoebidae
Product: KH domain containing protein
Exons: 3
Coding region: 1-303 (100 amino acids)
Cellular component (GO): nucleolus; small-subunit processome
Molecular function (GO): RNA binding
Source: RefSeq, a predicted model, not a curated record
AUGGCUGACACACAUACGCAGCCGUCGGCGGAGAACGGCUCCACGCCGCAGAAGAAGAAUCAUAAGAAGUACAGGAAGGACAAACCGUGGGACAAUGAUAGCAUUGACCACUGGAAGGUGGAUGCAUUCAAACCCGAGGACAACAAGGCAGGUUCAUUCCUGGAGGAGUCUUCAUUUGCCACUCUGUUCCCCAAGUAUCGCGAGUCCUACCUCCGGGAAUCUUGGGCCGCCAUCACCAAGGCCCUGAAGGAUGUCGGCAUUGAUUGCACCCUCAAUCUCAUCGAAGUAGGAGGCCGCAGGUGA